AUGACGCACAACCGCGAAACUCAUCCGAAAGAUUUUCCAUUGGCUGGCCUAGCCAACGACGGCUGGUCCACAGAAGACGAGGCAACGGCGACGUGCUUCUGCGGAGCUGUGCAACUAGCAUUCCUGACACGCACCCAGCCAACCCAAGGCCCCGGUCUGGUCAAAACCUUCGUCUGCAACUGCUCCGACUGCCACAAGAUCACCGCCUCAAUGUUUGCAUCCAACUUCGCGGUACUGGACACGCAUCUUAAGCACCUGCGCGGUCGCGACAACCUCCAAACCUGGGGCCAGUCGCAAACCAUCGCUAGCCGCCACAUGAUGACAAACUAUUUCUGCAAGACGUGCGGGACGCUGAUGUACCGCGUCGGCUCUGCCUUUCCUGGAAUAAGCAUUUGUAGAAUUGGUACAAUUGAUGACUUUAGUUUGAUGGAGACGAAAUUGAGGCCGAGAGAAGAGUACUUUGUGAAUACGCGGGUGAAUUGGUUGCCGGGUGUGGAGGGGACGGAGAAGCGUGACGGGAUGUUGUAA
Trematosphaeria pertusa is the source of this 528-nucleotide messenger RNA. RefSeq lists its product as uncharacterized. Bases 1 to 528 code for a protein of 175 amino acids. The record is from RefSeq and is a predicted model, not a curated record. Lineage: Eukaryota; Fungi; Ascomycota; Dothideomycetes; Pleosporales; Trematosphaeriaceae. Gene Ontology annotation, molecular function: carbon-sulfur lyase activity. The transcript is spliced from 2 exons.